Didymodactylos carnosus is the source of this 492-nucleotide messenger RNA. The record is from the annotation of a GenBank genome assembly. Lineage: Eukaryota; Metazoa; Rotifera; Eurotatoria; Philodinida; Philodinidae.
AUGAAUUAUUUUAAACAUUAUAAUAAUUUAAGAGGUAUAACUGAUACGAACAGCGGUAAAGAAGAAAGAGAAUUAUUAAAAUUGGAAUCUGAUGUUGAUCGUUUUAAAUUACCAUGUUUUAAAAAAUAUCGUUUUAAAUGUGAAAAAAUCGAGGAAAUUGUAUGUAAAAAUAUUCAAAAUUAUGAAUUAUUAUUAAAUUCUAAAAAUUCAAUAUAUCAACGUAGAACUGUACUUAUUGUCUGUGAAAAUAUUGUUAAAUUUGAAAAAAAUUCAUCACAAGUAAGAAAAGAAUUUCAAUAUAAAGGUAAUAAAAUUUAUAUAUAUGAUAGAACAUAUAGAAAAUUUGAAAAAAAUCAAUUAAAUUGUGCUGAUAUUAUAAUUGCAACGAAUAUUACUGGUCGUGGUACUGAUUUGGAUAUUAAUCAAUUUCCUGAAAAAAAUGGUGGUUUACAUGUUAUAUUAACAUAUAUUCCAAAUGAUUUACGUGUUUAA